Molecule: messenger RNA, 1281 nt
Organism: Rodentolepis nana
Lineage: Eukaryota; Metazoa; Platyhelminthes; Cestoda; Cyclophyllidea; Hymenolepididae
Source: the annotation of a GenBank genome assembly
UUGAUCAUAACUGGUUAUCGAAAUACCUUGCAAUUGGGUCAUCUGUGGGCUGUGGAUUCAGAGAACCUCGCAGCUAAUGUAGUUCCAGCCUUCCUGCGCAAUGUCUAUAAGCACCUUCAUGUGGACAUAUCCGGAGAAUUAGAUGGACCUCACACUGCUAAUUCGCAGUUCUCAAUCAAUUGGGCAGCACAAGACACUGCAUCAAGCACUUCAGAUGAUCAGAAAUCGGGAAUCGCAGAUGCCAAUCUCAAUACAGGCAACAGUACAAUUUCAGAUGAGACUAUUGUCCGUAGAAGCACAUUUGGAGAUUUCAGUGCCUAUGUUGAGGGUGUUGGAGGUGGCAAAGGCAAGGCUGAGAAGCGUUCAAGAACUAUGUCAGGAGUGCCGGAUAUUGGAAAGAAGGCUUCCUCAUCUGUGUCUACAAAUCUUCUUCCGAACAUCCAAUUCCGCAUUUCUGCACGUUCUUCAAAAUCCAAACCUUCACCGUCUUCUAGGAAAGGCUCCAGUGUCGGUGAUGUUGAAGCUGGACUCCUUAGCUCCAACUCGUUCAAACAAGUCAAGUCCGAUGGCACUGGAGCAGGAAAAACGGCAUGUGACAGAAGGGUGCCCCAGAAAUCCAAAUGUGGUUUGAUAAAGGCCCUUGCCUGUACCUAUGGAUUUCGUAUUUUCAUUGCCGGCCUCUUCAAAAUUGGUCAUGAUGUCUGUCUUCUCUCUGGUCCCGUUUUCUUCAAGUAUCUAUUGCAGUCUAUGAAACCGGAUUCCAAGGAACCAGCUUGGCAUGGCUAUUGCUACGCCAUCCUGAUGUUCAUGAUUUCUUUCGUCCAGUCAUUCAUGCUACACCAGUACUUCCGCGCGCAGAAUAUUGUUGGCAUGGAUAUGCGCACGGCUAUUAUCUCUGCUGUCUAUAGGAAGAGCCUUCGUCUGAGUGCAGCCUCUCGUGGAGAGUCUACUACUGGUGAAAUCACAAAUCUCAUGUCAAUCGACGCUGGACGUUUUUACAUGCUAAUGCUCAAUUUCCAUGUGUUGUGGUCAGCUCCUUUCCAAGUAAGUUUGGCCAUUUAUCUCCUCUGGCAACAAAUUGGCCCCUCGGUAUUCCCUGGUGUCCUCAUCCUGCUCAUUAUGAUUCCUAUCAACACCUUGGUUGCCAAAAAAUCGAAAUCCUUUCAGGAGAAGGAGCUGAAGACAACUGACAAACGCAUCAAGUUGAUUAGCGAGAUUCUCAAUGGCAUACGGGUAUAUUUACUAUUCACACUAUUUCCACCUAUAUUCAACCCCAUUUAA